This is a messenger RNA of Zasmidium cellare ATCC 36951, 1212 nucleotides long. RefSeq lists its product as uncharacterized. Gene Ontology annotation, biological process: homogentisate catabolic process; L-tyrosine catabolic process; L-phenylalanine catabolic process. Gene Ontology annotation, molecular function: fumarylacetoacetase activity. The transcript has a single exon. NCBI's taxonomy places the organism in Eukaryota, Fungi, Ascomycota, Dothideomycetes, Mycosphaerellales, Mycosphaerellaceae. The record is from RefSeq and is a predicted model, not a curated record. The coding region runs from base 1 to 1212 and encodes 403 amino acids.
AUGACGACUCCUUUGUCUGGCUAUGGCCAUCACUUUGGCAUUGGCAACAUACCCUUCGGAGUAGCUUCUCAUGCCGAGAAUACCAGGCCGACCUGUGUCACCAGAUAUGGCGACUCGGUCAUAUUUCUGAGCAAGUUGGCGGACCUUUCCACUCACAAGGAUCUCAAGGCCGCGCUCGACCAGUCCAGCUUGAACAACUUCGCGGCUUUCGCAAAGCCAAGUCAAUUAACUGUCCGGAAGCACAUCCAAGAUGCCAUCCGCAGGGAUGAGACUCUCUCGGCGCUUCCCAAAGAUGCCGUCAAGCACAUAUCUGAAGUUACAAUGCAUCUCCCCGUUGAAGUGGGUGACUUCACAGACUUCUCUUGCUCCCAUCACCACGUUCAGAAUGCCGCAGAGGCAAUGACUGGCAAGCGAUCUACUCCGCCAGCGUUUUUCAAUAUGCCCAUCGGCUACGCAGGCCGUUGCUCGAGCAUCGAUGUCUCCGGCACACCGGUUUACCGUCCGCUUGGCCAACACUGGAAAGAGAAGCCUAUGGACAGCGAAAUCGUCUUUGGACCUUGCGAGAAAAUGGACUACGAACUUGAGCUUGGAUGCAUCAUCGGCAGACCACUUCUCAGGAAUGCAAGAGUACUAGCUGAAGAUGCUGAGGAGCACAUCUUCGGGUACGUGCUGAUCAACGAUUGGAGCGCUAGGGAUAUUCAAGCCCUCGAAAUGAUCCCAUUGGGUCCACUGAACGGCAAGAACGCUGGAACGACAAUGUCGCCUUGGAUCAUUACUACGGAUGCCUUAGAAUCUUUCAAGACCGCUCCUCCCAAGAGGGUACAACAGCAGGUCUCAUAUCUCAAACAGAGCGGCAACAAAGCCAUCAACACCCAACUACAGGUGGAUAUUGCUUCACCCAACAACGGGCGUACGCCACAGACCAUGUGUGUCAGCAACAGCUCUUGUAUGUACUGGAAUCUAUCUCAAUGUGUUGCACAUCAGGCAAUUGGCGGCUGUGGGCUGCGAACUGGCGAUCUUCUGUCUACAGGGACGGUGAGCGGUGAAGGUGACAGCGAGCACGGAUGUCUUCUAGAGUUUAUGAAGGCCAGCAGUACUCCUCCCAGAGGAUACCUGCAAGAUGGGGAGACGGUAACGUUUUCUGGAUACUGUGGUGAGGGAGUUGGCUUUGGCGAGUGCGUUGCUACACUGCUGCCUGCUAAAGAGCUAUGA